Molecule: messenger RNA, 1959 nt
Organism: Paramuricea clavata
Lineage: Eukaryota; Metazoa; Cnidaria; Anthozoa; Malacalcyonacea; Plexauridae
Source: the annotation of a GenBank genome assembly
AUGGCGGCGUGCUGGUUAAAGCAUGGCCGUGUCGUUACAAUUUUUCUUGUUUUUUCUCUUAUGUUUAAUGAUGUAUAUCAAAACACAUUAAACCUUCAAGAUAACAACGCCGGGAUAAGCCUGGAAGGUUUUGUGGUUGCUGGAAAGUUAUCUUCUCCUUCUGUGGCCAUUCCCGAAGUUAAAACUCGAAGAAAUUCUAUCGCCAUCGCUUCGCGGCCUUUGAUUCCCGCAAGUCGAAAGUUAAUGAUGGGAGUGUACGUAUUGAAGAUUGCCUUAUCGACAAAUAUUCUGCUCCUGAGUGGUGAUAUUGCUUUGAACCCGGGACCUGUGAACUCGAAUGUAACUUUCUCGAGUAACGAAUCUAUGAUGCCGGGCUCGGGAAUUUCUGAUAGCGAGAGGGACUAUUCUAUGGAGUACUUUAAUCUUGGAUUGGGCGAUAAAGGUUUGCGUAUUUAACACUGGAAUGUCAAUUACUUGACAACAGAAAAAUUCGAACAGAUAAAGCUAUAUUUACUCGGUAAGUCAAGCCCCGGCAAAUCGCAACUGGAUGUAUUAUUUCUAAGCGAAACAUUUCUUAAUCCAAGUGUGCCAGACUCAUUAUACACGGUAAAUGGUUUUUCUAUUUUCCGAAGAGAAAGGCUAUUGAAAGGUGGCGGAGGGAUUAUGGUUUUUAUAAGUAAUGACUUGACAGUGAAACGCAGAACUGAUCUAGAAAGUCAUGAUGCUGAAGCAAUUUGGCUUGAGGUUUAUCCAUUUAAAUCUAAAAGAUCGAUUAUCUUGGGGAGUAUUUAUCGACCACCAUCAUCUAAACAAGCCGACGAUAUAAAUAUAGAAGCGAAUAUUGAAAGGAUUCACUUGCUGAACAAAGAGAUUAUAAUCGUUUCUGAUAUUAACAUCGAUUACAGAAGUAAGUCAAGUUACGAAAAACAUGUGCUUGUAAAGGGACUUAAAAGUAUGCAUUUCAAACAACUUGUAGAUUUUAUUACACGCCCUGUCAGCAAGACAUGUCUUGAUCACUUAUACUGUAAUCAACCUCAAAAAAUUAAAUUGGUGACUAGUCACAAUAUUGGCCUCUCUGAUCAUUUGCCCGUUUUUGCUGUUCGAAAGUAUGCUCGUCAAAAUCCCAAGGGAGGAACCCACUCAAAAGGGUCUCGAAUUACAUACCGUGAUAUGAAGCGCCUUGAUGAAAAUCAGUUAAAAGAAACGCUGAAACAAGCCCCCUGGGACACUGCCUUUAGAAAUGAUGACAUUGAUGAUGUUGUUAAUGUUUGGGAACAAAUACUAAACUGCGCUAUUGAUUCCCAUUGUCCUUGGCGUGAAAAACACGUUAAACAAAAUACUCAAGCACCGUGGAUGACAAAAACAGUAAUUAAACAGCUCCAUAUUCGGGAUCACUUACUGAAGGUUGCAAGACGUACUCAUAAUUCGGAUGACUGGGCAAAUUACCGUGUGGCUGGAAAUAAAGCUGUCUCAAUUCUGAGGUCAGCCAAGCGAGAAUUCUAUAAUAACUCGUUCGAGGAAAAUAAGAAUAAUACAAGGGCCAUCUGGAAAUCAAUAAAAACUUUGACAGGUGCAAAAAACAAUACUAGGCAAAUUAAAAAUCUAAAAAUUGAUGGUUGUGAGGUGGAUGAUAAAACUGAAAUGGCAGAACAAUUCAACACCUAUUUUUCUACAGCUGCAAAAAAAAUAAGACGUCAUCUCUCCACUGUCCCAUUUGACCUGUUUAAAUUAGUCAAUUUUGUUAAAUCACGGAAAAAUGAUCAGGAAGUUAAUUUCUCUGUUCCAGUUAUAACUAUUUCUCAGGUCAUUAAGACCAUCAUGAAGAUUAAUCCUCACAAAGCUUCGGGAAUUGACAAAAUCAGUGCCCGUCUUUUACGUAUUGUUGCACCAGUUAUUGCUCCAAGUAUUACUCGAAUAAUCAAUAUGUCGCUCUCCACAGGCAAGUUUCCUUCGCGUUGA